Molecule: messenger RNA, 1584 nt
Organism: Scaptodrosophila lebanonensis
Lineage: Eukaryota; Metazoa; Arthropoda; Insecta; Diptera; Drosophilidae
Product: pickpocket protein 11
Exons: 6
Coding region: 1-1584 (527 amino acids)
Biological process (GO): sodium ion transmembrane transport
Cellular component (GO): membrane
Molecular function (GO): ligand-gated sodium channel activity
Source: RefSeq, a predicted model, not a curated record
AUGCCUUUGCCCAAACGUCGCAUAUUCGACUUGCAGGAAGUGCAGGCCCAACAGCUGGCCAAGUCUUUUGGGAGCAAUACGAAGGACAAACGUUCACCUAGUCAGGUCACGCUGACGCCAUGGGUGGCGUUUAAGCGUUGGUUUAGCGAGAAUUUGAGCAACUAUUGUCAGACUACAUCCCUGCAUGGCUUUAGUUAUAUUACACGGCCCGACAUCAGUCAUGGUGAGCGACUGUUUUGGCUCGGCAUUGUCAUCUUGGCCAUCAUAACAUCCAUUGUGUUGGUGCUCAUCUCAUGGUAUUGGAAUCGUGAAACGCCUACAGUGACAGUUAUCGAGAGCUCACACUUUCCCACAUGGAAUAUUCCCUUUCCCGCAAUUACUGUUUGCAAUUUCAAUAAGAUAUCAAAAACGAAAGCUCUGAAUUUCUUAGACCGCAUGCAGUUGCCUUCAAAUGUGACGAAAAUGGAUUUGCGGGAUCUCUUUAACUUGACACUCUAUCCACCAACCCUUGUUGUGAGCAACGAAAGUUUGCAGAUCUACGAUCGCAUUCUGAAGCUAAACAACGUAACGCUGGCCGAUCUUGCACAGCAAAUAUCACCCGAUUGCAUUGAAAUGAUUUCGCGUUGCAUUUGGAAGGGCAUGAAUACGAGAUGUGAGAGCCUAUUUCAACGCGUUGUAACCAUGGAGGGCACGUGUUGCAGCUUCAAUUACUUUGCUUCGGUAACCAACAACUUUCCAGAGAAAAUAGCGUAUCAGGUGCCCAAGCGACCGUAUCGCGUUACGGGCUGCGGCUAUCCCACUGGCCUAUCAAUACUGCUCAAUCCCAUGAUCUCUGACUACUACGGCACCUUCUUCAGUGGCUAUGGCUUCCGGCUGCUCAUACACGAUGCCUACAACUUUCCCGAUGAGAAUUCGGAAACAAAAGUCGUGACUGCGACCCGUGAGAGCUUUGUCCGCAUUAGCCCGGAGUCGACAUAUGCCACCGAGGAUAUUCGCCGCAUGGACCUACAAUUGCGGAACUGCCUGUUUGGACGCGAACGCUCAUUGAACGGACUGCAGCGAUACUCUUUCGUCAACUGCAUGUUUGAAUGUAGGGUGCUGAUGAUCCUUAAGCGCUGCGGCUGCCUUCCGGCCUAUAUGCACAAUAAUGGCAGUCAGCCGACCUGUGGCAUUCUACAAGUCAAUUGCGUGAUACAAAGCAAGCGUGUUUUCUCCAUGGCCCUGGCUAAUAUUAAUAUUACACUGUCAAUUGUGCGCCAGACAGACGACUUUCCCUGCGACUGCUUGCCAGACUGCCAAUCGAAUCAUUACGUAUCCGAGAGCACUAUGGGCAAACUAAACAUCACCUAUUCCCUAACAAGAAUGACUGCCAGUAAUCGGACGGACAACAUCCUUUUGCAUGUCUUCUACAGUGAUUUGAUGUCCACCCGUUACCGCAUGGAGAUAUUUCAGAAUUGGCUAUCGGCUUUAGCUUCGUUUGGCGGCCUGCUUGGUCUCAUCAUGGGGUUCAGCAUUGUGACUGCCUUUGAAUUUAUAUAUUUUUUGACCUUUCGCCCUAUCUUUAACUUUGUCAAUCAGGACUAG